UUGACCCUAUAUUAAUUUUUCUAUCAAUCUGUCGGUUACCUAGAGAGUUUCAGAAUAACAAAGAACCUAGAGUUAAAGGAAUCAAUUAUGUAGGAUGUGAACAGAGGAGGUAUGUCCCUGCAGAACACCGGGAAAAAAGUGACGCUGUGGUAAUCGGAGACGCCACGCUGGGAAGUAAACAAACCAGCCGGCGAGGGGGAGGCAAGUGGUCGAGUCUGUCAUAUUACUCUUUCUCCUCUCCAUUAAGGCCCCAGAGGCCAGCAAUGACUCCACCGUGGCUCCUCCUUGCCGUGCUUGCCUUGGUGUGGCUGAGGGCAGGGGUGCUGGGUGAUACAUCGUGGGGCGGCCUGUAUCCCCGGGAAUCGCCCUCUAGGGAGGUGCGGUCGCUGGAUGGCCUAUGGAACUUCCGCCUUGCCCCACUCCUGGACCCUGACAAGGGCUUCAGGGAGCACUGGUACAGCCAACCACUCAGCCUUACAGGGCCAGUGAUCUCCAUGGCAGUGCCCAGCAGCUACAAUGACAUCACGCAGGACAAGGCACUGAGGGACCACAUUGGCUGGGCUUGGUACGACCGCAGCUUCUACGUACCAGUGCGUUGGCAGGAGGACAAGCUGAGGGUGGUGCUACGGCUUGGCUCAGCUCACUAUAACUCCAUCGUGUAUGUGAAUGGGGUGGAGGUAGCGAAGCAUGAGGGCGGCCACUUACCCAUCAUGGCAGAGAUCAGCAGCCACCUCUCCUUCAGCCAAGAGAACUUAGUCACUGUGGCCAUCAACAACACCCUCACCCCCACCACCAUUCCUCAGGGCUCCAUCCACUUCCACAACGACCCUACCAGAUAUCCCGCGGGUUACUUCACACAGAGCUACAACUUUGACUUCACUAACUAUGCAGGCAUCCACCGUCCAGUCUUUCUAUACACCACACCCAGGAUUUACAUUGAGGACAUCCUGCUCACCACUGCUGUUGACGGGACUAGUGGCAUCAUCAACUACACCAUCACAACGGGCAGUGUUCAAAUGGGGCCACACCGUCUGGGCGACAUCGGCUGCUCCCUCAAAGUGCUGAAUCAGGAGAAGAAGUAUGUGACCAGUGCCAUCGGGUGUCGUGGAACCAUUGUGCUCUCCAACGCUUCCCUCUGGUGGCCAUACCUCAUGUCUGACAAUCCAGGUUACCAGUACACUCUUAUGGUUGCAGUGUCGAGUGCCAGCGGAGACCUGGACUUUUACCCACAGAAGGUUGGCAUUCGCUCCGUGGGUUGGAACUCCACCACUCUGACCAUCAAUGGGGUGCCCAUGUACCUUAGGGGCUGUGGCAAGCAUGAGGAUGCUGAUAUCCGAGGGAAGGGCCUGGACUACCCGCUGGUGGUGAAGGACUUUAGUUUGCUCAAGUGGUUGGGUGCAAACAGUUUCCGCACCUCCCACUAUCCCUAUGCCGAGGAGAUCAUGGACAUGGCGGACCAGGAGGGCAUCAUGGUGGUGGAUGAGUGCCCUGCUGUCGGUCUCAGUGGGUUCGGGGAGGUGCUGAUGAACAAGCACAUAUUGGUGAUGCGAGAGCUGGUGCGGCGGGACAAGAACAGACCAUCCGUUAUCAUGUGGAGUGUUGGGAAUGAGCCCCAGUCCAACCAGGAAGCUGCAGCAAAUUACUUCAGCAAUGUUACCGCCGCCACCCGCUCCUCGGACGCCACACGGCCCGUCACUUGUGUUCUCUCUUAUGACAAGAACACAGAACAUGCAGCCAGCAGUUUGGACGUGAUCCUGGUGAACCGCUACUACUCCUGGUACGGCGACACGGGCCACCUGGAGGUCAUCAAGCUGCAGACUAUCACUGAGUUUACCGAGUGGUUCGUGCUGCACAACAAACCCGUCAUGAUUUCAGAGUACGGUGCUGGUUCCAUCGCCGGUCUCCACAUGGACCCGGCCUUCACCUGGAGCGAGGAGUAUCAGGUUGAACUGAUGCUGCAGAACUUUGAGGCCUUUGACAAGCUACGCAGCCAAGGAUUCUUCGUUGGUGAGAUGAUCUGGAACUUUGCUGACUUUGCUACGCCACAAGGAAGCAAGCGAGUGGCGGGGAACAAGAAGGGAGUGUUCACACGCAACCGGCAGCCCAAGACAGCAGCACAUGUGUUGCGCUGGAGGUACCACAGCCUGGCGGGGACAACACAGCAGCUCGGCAACAGAACAGCUCUCUGGCGUCACAUCUUCUCUUGAUUUUUUUUUUUUUUUUCUUUUUUCUCAUUAUUGUAUCAGGGUUGUUAGGUGUUCCUUUCUUUUCAUAUUUCAAGACCAUUUUAUUGAUAGUUUUAAUAAUCUGUGUUUUAUGCAGAAAGGUUUGCCAAUAAGUGUGUGUGCGUGUAGACAAUAUUUUACCAUGUCUCAACUGUGAUAGUUGUGUGGCCAAACACUGCCAAGACAGUCAGGUUGUGCGAUAAACAUGAACACUUUAAUGAUACUCAUGUACAAAAUUCCAAAUUACUGGUAUUACAAUUACCAUAUCCCAGUGUUCCACACAAGUUUAUUGUCAUGGAACGGGAUUAUUGUUGUGACCAAUUUGUGCUAUAUGUAUCUGAAUGUCACUUUUUUACUAUUUCCAUCCCGUGUGUGUGUAUAUGUGUGUGUGUGUGUGUGUGUGUGUGUGUGUGUGUGUGUGUGUGUGUGUGUGUGUGCUGCACCUGUGGUUCCUUUAGGUUUUAACAAUAGUUUGUACUGUAAGAUACUCAGUGAUUGUGUUAUUGUAUGCUAUGCUCUCACUAAGACAAUAGUUUUUAUUUACUUAUAGAUUAAAUCAUUAUUUUACUUUGUUCUUGAGAGAUUUCUGAUCAAGUUGCUUAGUUUAGGCAAUAGUUUAACAUAUUGUGUUUGAGAUUGUAUCAUACUGAUGUCUUUUAUUCACUAUGAUUAAGAUUUCAUUGGUUCAACUUAAGUUAAUGUGUGGCUUUGGGACCAUGAGAAGAAUUGAAUUUUUCUGUUUUUCCAUCACACUGGGACUUGUUGCUUUGUCCAUGCAAGGCUGCAGUUCACUGAUUAUCUUACUGGAAACACUAAGCACAUUUUUCAUUCUGCUGUACUUUUGAUCCGCUGUUUACAGGAUGUGAUUGUGACUUUUAAAAUGUGCUGGCUAUAAAAGACUGCUGUGUGGUAGUCACUUGUGCUUUGAGUGACUUGUAAUGAAGUGGUUGAGAGGUGCUGACUUGUAGAAAGUAUACAGUGCCUCUAAGUUGACCCCAUUAAAGACUGCUGCUUGUUGAUUCUGAUA
Molecule: messenger RNA, 3252 nt
Organism: Portunus trituberculatus (swimming crab)
Lineage: Eukaryota; Metazoa; Arthropoda; Malacostraca; Decapoda; Portunidae
Product: beta-glucuronidase-like
Exons: 14
Coding region: 264-2207 (647 amino acids)
Biological process (GO): glucuronoside catabolic process; carbohydrate metabolic process
Molecular function (GO): beta-glucuronidase activity; carbohydrate binding
Source: RefSeq, a predicted model, not a curated record